GAAGCAAGCAUGAAUUGAUUUUAUAUGUACAACGAUUACAAAGAUUGAGGAGAGAGAGAAAUAUAUAUACAUACAGAAAUAUAUAUACAAGAGAGAGAAACAUGUUGGUAGUGGAGGAAAACAGUUGUGAGGCUCUGCCACUUCUCUCUUUGAAUCAUGUGUCAUUGUUGGUGAGAUCAGUUUGGGCUUCUGUGAGAUUCUAUGAAGAUGUGUUGGGCUUCUUUCUUAUCAAACGUCCUUCCUCUUUCAAUUUCCAUGGAGCUUGGUUAUACAAUUAUGGCAUUGGGAUACACUUGCUUGAGAACGAGUCCAUUGAUGAGUAUGAUUCCAUCAAUGAAACCCGACCCAUCAAUCCCAAGGAUAACCACAUAUCCUUUCAAUGCACUGACGUUGAGCUUGUAAAGAAGAGGUUGGAGGAGCUGGGAAUCAAGUAUGAGACAGCUUUGGUGGAGGAAGAUGGGAUUGAAGUGGACCAAGUGUUCUUCCAUGAUCCGGAUGGUUACAUGAUUGAGAUCUGCAACUGUGACAACAUUCCCAUCCUCCCCAUCUCUGCAUGCUCCUUCAAGCCCAGGUAUGGAAGCAGCUUCUUCAGGAACAUUCCGGCAGCGCCGAAAUGUGGAUUAAUGGAGAUUGUGAUGAUGGAGACCUUGAGCAUGGACAUGAUGAACUUCUCUUUCUAAAGUACUUGUCAAAAUGGCGAAAUUUAUCUUCUGCUUUCAAUUGGCUUGAGCAUAUGGAUAUGGUGGACUUUUCUUUCUGAAGUUGUGAAAAAUGGUGAAAUCUUCUACUUUCAAUUGUUAAUCACAAUGUAAUAAAAUAUUAUGAUUCUAUGUAUAUGUGUGUGUGU
Cornus florida is the source of this 847-nucleotide messenger RNA. RefSeq names its product glyoxylase I 4-like. Gene Ontology annotation, molecular function: lactoylglutathione lyase activity; metal ion binding. Lineage: Eukaryota; Viridiplantae; Streptophyta; Magnoliopsida; Cornales; Cornaceae. The transcript is spliced from 3 exons. Bases 102 to 680 code for a protein of 192 amino acids. The record is from RefSeq and is a predicted model, not a curated record.